AUGUACGCCAUCGAAGAACGAGCACAUCCCGCACCACCCGCUCCUCCUCCCCUCUCCAUGGAUCGAAUCCCGCCUCCCUCGUCCGUGUAUACCACUCCGGGUUCCGCUGGCCCAGUGCCUGGCAGCGGUAUUCCGACUGGUAGCCUGGAUCCAUUGUCGACAAUCCAUGAUGGCCGUAUCUGGUCCCUCCAGGUUGUGCAGCAGCCUAUUCGUGCACGGAUGUGCGGGUUUGGCGAUAAGGACCGGAGACCUAUUACUCCCCCUCCUUGUAUUCGCCUCAUUGUGCGAGAUGCGCAGACGGAAAAAGAAAUCGACAUCAAUGAGAUUGACACAUCCUUUUACGUUCUCAUGGUAGAUUUAUGGAACUCGGAAGGGACGCACGAGGUGAACCUUGUUAAACACUCGGCCACAUCUCCGUCGAUAUCGACAGCGAUGUCUUCAUCCUACCCUCCGCCUCCAAACCCCACCUCUCCCCCGUUCCCGCAAUCCUACGCACAGGGUCCCUACGGCCAACCCGUCGGAUACCCUCAAAUGAACAACUACUAUGGUGGGAACCCGCAGAUGCAAUACCCGAACCCCUAUGGCAACCCGCAGGCACACUACUAUCCGCCGUACUACGCUGGUAGCGGCAUGCCUCCAACGAACAUGUCCCCAGCGCAACCAGUAGCUUCCGGUCCCGGCGGCAUGUUCACUCGCAACCUCAUCGGCAGUCUCAGCGCCAGCGCCUUCCGCCUUACGGACCCCGACAAUAAGAUUGGCGUGUGGUUUAUCUUGCAGGAUUUGAGUGUGCGUACAGAAGGAGUAUUCCGUCUUAAAAUGAGCUUUGUGAAUGUAGGAUCUUCCUCUAGCAAUGACGCUUCCAAUGGUCUGUCGGUGAUCAACCAUGGAUCUGCUCCGGUUCUUGCUUCUGUCUUCUCUGAACCAUUCCAGGUCUUCUCCGCUAAGAAAUUUCCUGGUGUGAUUGAAAGCACAGCCCUUAGUAAAUGCUUUGCGCUGCAAGGGAUUAAGAUCCCUAUCCGCAAGGACGGGGUUAAGGGCUCUCGUGGACGCCACAGUGACGAAGACGACGGUCUGGAUAACGACUUUUGA
Molecule: messenger RNA, 1089 nt
Organism: Aspergillus ochraceoroseus IBT 24754
Lineage: Eukaryota; Fungi; Ascomycota; Eurotiomycetes; Eurotiales; Aspergillaceae
Product: velvet factor family protein
Exons: 4
Coding region: 1-1089 (362 amino acids)
Source: RefSeq, a predicted model, not a curated record